AGGGCUCGUGGGCGCGCUGCCACUGCCACUGCCACUGCCGACGGAUGCGGCAUUCAGUUCGCUUUCUGUGCUCGUGCGACUCGCACCGCUGGUGGGCGUUCUCAAUCGCUUACAAACUGACGUACGAAAUCGCGACUUGAAAACGCAUAAAAAAGCCAUUCCAUUCCAUUGAAUAUGGACACGCGAUGCAAUAACCCAUAAACAAUUAACAAACUGCGAAUAUUCAUCAAGUGGUCUGCGUAUACGCAACACCCAAAACGGUACACAUAAUUCCAGUGAUAAAUUCCAUGUGUGUGUAUGUGAAAUUGUUCGACAUUGUUUCGGGUUAUUAUUUGUGCCAUUGACAUUGACAUUGUCAUUGCCGCCUGCUCACUGCAGUUCCGGCAAAGCGCUGGAGAACAGAGGAGCAGCAGCAGCAGCAGCAGCAGCAGGAGGGAGAGCUAGCCACCAGAUUGGCUGUGAUAGCAGGCGAGGGAAAACUUUUCAAGAGCGUGGAAUAUUUCGAGCCAGAAUGCUGACGAGUACAACAAGACCGUAGGAACCGCAGGAGCAGCAGCAGCAGCAGCAGCAGCCACAAGGAGACACAAAAGUUUUCAACGACUGGAAGCUGCCUCAAGAGUUUGCGGUGCCCCACAAAGCGCUUGAAUGGAGUUCGACAAUGGCUUGCUGUGGCAGUGGCAGCGCGGAGCAGCGGCCGGCAGUGAGCUCAGUGACGAGCGACUCUACUACAUAGCCCCGCAGCAGCCGCUGCUGCGCAACGAGGAGGAUGACUAUCCGGAUGCCGCCCUCUCGCUGACAGACUCUGCCUCGCUGCUCUACAAUGCCACUGUGGGCUCGGGGGAGCUGGAGGUGAGCGAUGCGGAGGCGGUCUACAGCUAUGCAUCAACGACCACGCUCAAUGGCCUGGACUUUGAGCGCCUCAAUGUCACGGUCCUGAUGAACUUCAGCUGCGAGGAAACAGAGUCCCUCUCGGAUGAUAUGUGGUCCAGCAACUACUUUAAGAGCACCGUCUACCUGCUGUACAUUCCAAUCUUCAUCUUCGCACUGAUCGGCAAUGGCACCGUCUGCUACAUCGUUCAGUCCACGCCACGCAUGCGCACCGUUACGAAUUAUUUUAUAGCGAAUCUGGCACUGGGCGACAUACUGAUGUCCCUGUUCUGUGUGCCCUCGUCCUUCAUCUCGCUGUUCAUCUUGAACUACUGGCCCUUUGGCAUUGUGCUCUGUCACUUUGUCAACUACUCGCAGGCGGUGUCGGUGCUCGUCAGCGCCUACACACUGGUGGCCAUCAGCAUUGAUCGAUACAUAGCCAUCAUGUGGCCUCUCAGGCCACGCAUCACAAAGCGUUAUGCUAAAUUUAUCAUUGGCGGCGUUUGGUUUAUUGCACUUGCCACCGCAUUUCCCAUACCCGUUGUCUCCCGCCUCGUCAUACCCUCAUCGGUGUGGCACGAGAAAUGCGAGAAAUUCAUCUGCCGCGAGAUGUGGCCAUCCAGCGAUCAUGAGUACUACUACACACUGUCCCUGUUCACGCUGCAGUUCGUUGUGCCGCUGCUGGUGCUCAUUUUCACGUACACGCGCAUCGCCAUCGCCGUGUGGGGCAAGCGACCGCCCGGCGAGGCGGAGAACUCGCGGGACCAGCGCAUGGCGCGCUCCAAGCGUAAGAUGAUUAAGAUGAUGCUGACGGUUGUGAUUGUGUUCACCAUCUGCUGGCUGCCGUUCAACAUACUGCAGCUGCUGCUCAAUGACGAGGAGUUUGGAAAGUGGAAACCGCUGCCGUACGUGUGGUUGGCCUUCCACUGGCUGGCCAUGUCGCACAGCUGCUACAAUCCCAUCAUUUAUUGCUACAUGAAUGCCAGAUUUCGUGGCGGAUUCCUGCAGAUAAUGUACCGUGUGCCCGGCCUGCGUCGCUGCUGCUGUCUGCACCGGUAUCUGCGCAGUCGCGGCGAACGCAGCUACGAAGCAACCGGUGAGAUGACCUUCCAGUAUCAUCACCGCCGAAACGGUGAUGGUCUAGUCAGGAAACCUAAAAUACGCAUUAGGAACCGAAGAGGCCUUCCACCUGCAUCGUGUGAACACCUGCACCACAUACAUCAGCACAAGGCGAAAGCUACGAGCCAAUUCUAUGCAAGCGAGCCAAUUUUCAUGUGCAGAGACCACAGUUUUGCGGUAGCUGCCACAGCCGAGGAGCCGGCUCCACGAGAGUUCCAUGUGAAUGGCGGCAACUGCACGGAGCUCUAAAGGGAAGAGGCAAACCAAAGAACCGAAACCUACUCCAUCUGAGGUUCUGUGUGAAUGUUUUAAGUGUCGUUGUAAAUGUCG
This is a messenger RNA of Drosophila guanche, 2316 nucleotides long. Its product is annotated as RYamide receptor. The coding region runs from base 646 to 2235 and encodes 529 amino acids. NCBI's taxonomy places the organism in Eukaryota, Metazoa, Arthropoda, Insecta, Diptera, Drosophilidae. Gene Ontology annotation, biological process: neuropeptide signaling pathway. Gene Ontology annotation, molecular function: neuropeptide Y receptor activity. Gene Ontology annotation, cellular component: membrane. The transcript is spliced from 8 exons. The record is from RefSeq and is a predicted model, not a curated record.